CAUAGGGGAGCUUCCCUGCGCGUAAAGAGUGAGUAAGAAACAAAGCGCCGAAACGUGCCGGCGAACUCGUGCCACUUCCUAUAAAAACUCACUGACAUGAGGGAGGGCUGAACAUUUGUCUGUGCUAACAAAUCCGGACAGGAUUGAUAAACUGGAUACACAAAGGCUGGCACAAAUCCCACAUAACGGUUUAUCUGCGGACUGUUUGCUCAGAAGUGUGUGUGCAUAAGGAGGAAAAGGCAGCUCAGUGUGAGACGCUUCAACCUGUGAUCUGAAGAGUUCCUGUACUUUACUUCUGAAUAUCUGCUACCAAGCUGCAAAAGAUGGAGCGCAUGCAAGAUGAAAAGCCGAAGAAGAAGGUCACCGCUUACCUUCUCUACUGCGUUUCAACAGCAGUCAUCGGCUCACUACAGUUUGGCUACAACACCGGGGUCAUCAAUGCACCCGAGCAGAAACUGCGUAGUUUUUUCCAGAAUGUGUCUAUGACGAGGUACGAGGAGCCUUUCAGCGAGGAUGCCGAAACCAUGGUGUGGAGCUUUGCUGUGGCCAUCUUCAGUGUGGGAGGCAUGAUCGGGUCUUUCUCUGUCGGAGCCAUGGUCAACAAAUUUGGCAGGCGUAAGUCUAUGCUGUUUAAUAAUAUCCUGGCUCUCAUUGGUGGGGGUCUGAUGGGACUGUCGGCUGUGAGUCAGUCUUUCGAGAUGGUAAUCAUUGGCCGGUUUGUCAUCGGCGUGUUCUGCGGUCUGUGCACGGGACUGACACCCAUGUACGUGGGUGAAAUCUCUCCCACUGCUGUCCGAGGAGCCUUCGGGACACUGCACCAGCUGGGUGUCGUUAUUGGCAUCCUGGUGGCACAGAUCUUCGGUCUUGAGGCUCUGCUCGGCUCAGACACUCUGUGGCCUCUGCUGCUGGCUCUGACCAUCCUGCCUGCCAUACUGCAGAGCGUCCUGUUGCUCUUCUGCCCCGAAAGCCCCCGCUACCUGCUCAUCGUCCUCAACCAGGAAGAGGACGCAAGAAAGGCCCUGGUGCGUCUUCGCGACUCUGAGGAUGUGAGUGAUGAUAUCCAGGAGAUGAAGGAGGAAGGGAUGAGGAUGAGCAUGGAGAAGAAAGUGACCAUCCUCGAACUCUUCCGCUCCCCAAACUACCGUCAACCAAUCAUCAUUGCUAUAGUCCUCCAGCUCUCUCAGCAGCUGUCUGGCAUCAACGCUGUGUUUUACUACUCCACAGGUAUAUUUAAAAAAGCUGGUGUUACCCAACCCAUCUACGCCACCAUAGGAGCUGGAGCUGUCAACACUGUCUUUACUGUUGUCUCUCUCUUCCUGGUUGAACGCGCUGGGCGAAGGACGCUGCACUUGAUUGGUCUGGCUGGAAUGGCUAUCUUUGCCCUCAUUAUGACCAUCUCCCUGUCUUUGGUGGCAACCACCCCGUCUAUGAGCUACCUGGCUAUCGUGGCUGUGUUCGGCUUUGUUGCCAGUUUUGAGAUGGGUCCAGGUCCCAUCCCCUGGUUCAUCGUGGCUGAGCUCUUCUCCCAGGGGCCUCGACCUGCUGCCAUGGCCGUCUCUGGGUUCUCCAACUGGACCGCCAACUUCCUGGUGGGGCUGGGUUUCCCUAAACUGGCGGAUCUUUGUGGUCCGUACGUCUUCAUCAUCUUCACAGUCCUCCUCAUCCUAUUCUUCAUCUUCACCUUCCUGCGAGUGCCUGAGACCAGAGGCAGGACCUUUGACGACAUUGCACAGGGAUUCGCUGCCAGCACAGGGAAGCCCUCCAUGGGGCCAGAGGCUGGCCUGACAGAAGGCAAAGAAUCUGUCCCCACGUCUCCCACAGACAAGGUUCCCAUGGUGGAUCUUCCAUAGGAAAAACGAAGACAGACUUAGGGUUCAUCACAGACAAACAGGUCUCAAACACAUAGAUAUUAUAAGGAGUUAUAUGUCGUAACACACAAAUGAUGAAAGAGCAGCAGGGUGUGUGAAGAAAAAAAGACAACGAAAUACAGUGUUAAAAGAUUCCCCGGUUACACGUGUUUAAAUAAUUGACAGAAUUCCAUGUAAUCCUGCUUUAAACAUGGUCCAAACUUAACUGAAUUACCAGUACUUAAUAUCUGUUGACAUUCCUACUGCCAGCUCCACACAUACUGCCAUAUAAGAGGAUCAACAUAUGUUCAGUAUUAAGUCCCAUGUCUUCAGCUACCCCCAGUGUUAAAAGGUUGUAGGAUUUGGGGGAGGUUUAUGUAUUGAGGUCAAGCUUGAAAAGCUGGUUUUGGAGUGUGGUAGUUUGACCCAAAAAAAAAAAAAAAAAGACUGACUUGCUGUCCUGUCUGCCUGAUGUGCCUUGCUGCCAGGGGGACGGAGCCAUGCUGUCUUCAGUAGACAGAAUAAACAUAGAGGUGCUACAGCAGCCCCUCUCUCCUUCAGGUGCACAGAAAAGCACUUAAAAUAAAUAUAUUUAAGCAAGUGGAAGAUAAGAAAUAUUCUUUUCAUCCUGUGGCACAACGUCUCCUGAGAGUAGAGGAUGUUUGUGUGUCGUUUGAAGUCGGCAGAUAAAAAAACAGGCCAGUUCCGUCAAUUACUAUUGUCUGCAUCGUGUUUAUUGUUUGUAUGAGAGUGAGGUAUAGUCUAGCACUGCCAGGCCUUAAAAAAGUCUCUGUAUAGGCUUUCUGUGCUUAAAAACAAAACCUAACCUCUUGUGAUUUCAUUGCAGAGUACAGCCAGGAUGUUGUAGUGCAGUCGUUUACAGUAUGCAUUGCAGCAGUUGGAUACAAAAACUCAGGUGGCAACUUGUAUUAUACUCAGCUCCUGACUGUGGCAUAGAAAAUACAUUUUUUUUAUCACUGUACUUGAAAUUCUGUUGACGUCAGUAGGUAGCAGCAACCUCUGCAUCACAGAUCAUGAAAUAAAAUAUCUUAGACUCUCUUAAAUAGUGUUAUAUCUAGAGAUGCUCUGAUACCAUUUUAUCCCUCCGGAUACCAAUUUCAAUACUUGAAGUCGCGUAUCGGCAGAUAUCAAGCACCAAUCCGAUACCAAUACAUUGGAAAAACAAAAAGUUAGUAGUAAUUUUGUAUGGAUGUGAAAUACAACAAAUGGAUGCCAUAAAACUUUCUUUUAUCCAAUGUGAAUUGCCAAAUUCCUGACAUUUUGCCAGUGGCUAACAUUACUUUUUUUUUAUGGAAAUUAAUUCCAAUUCACUGCUCUAAAACAGUAGUACGGCACAACUUGUAGGCUACUGUUUUAGAGCAGUGAAGAAGAAUUGAUUUCCGGUAAAAGUGCUGUUUUAUCCAAGUGCGACACCACUUUAAAGUUUAUUACAUGGUAUCAGGUAUGGUUGCUGCCAUAUACUGAUUCAAAAGUUGACAGCUAUCAUACUGUGUACAUUUGGUUACCUACGAUACUGAAAGAAAUGCAACAGGACGGAGCGUCUCCCCUUUAUUGUAGUUAUUUUCUGAGGGGAGACUUCUUACACAUACUUCCAUUAACACAAUGGUUUUUGAUUUUCAAUUAUACUAAUAAAACGUUUGUUCAACCAACAAUAAUCCUCCCAUUUUCAUUCCUUUAAGGGUCAUUCUGACUGAUAUUGUGUAAUACCGUACUACCAUGACAGCGCAAUAUGUUCUGAGACAGUUACCGCACUGUGAAAAUCUCAUACCAUUGCAACGCUACUAUCCAGUCGGUGCAUAGGCUUGCAUACUUGCCAAUACCCGGUCCAGCAUUUUAGGCAGUAUUGAAGGCAUAUCCAACACUGGUAUCGGUAUCAGAACAACUCUAGUUAGAUCAGCUCAAAAGCCCUUGUCAGUGUUACACAGUUGUUUGAGGGAUGUAUUGACACACACUCAAGUCUACUGAUAAUUAAUCAACGCCACAUUAUCUCAGUUGAAACAACAUCUUAGCCACGUGUGAUAGUGAUGGAUAAAAACACUAACUGAAUUGUAUUUAUGUUUGAUGCACAAAACAUGUCUGAAAUUGUGUAUAUAUUGUAGAAUCUCCAGUUAGAGCUUCACGAUCAAAUAUUGCAGAACAUUAUACAUGCUUAUAUAUGUCUUGUCAGUGUUUGUACAGUUUCAUCUUCCCACCGUGAGGAAGCACUUUUCAGUGUUUGAGCUUAGCAGUAAUUCCAUUUGCACUUUGGCAGUCAGACUUCUUUCUAAUGUUUAUAUUGUGUGUGGUUCUUUGUAAAUAUACUGUACAAGUCAGGAUGCGUAUGGUGUUUGGCUGUUUGUGCCUCAUAAUCCUGUUAAUGUUACAUCCACUGAUUUUUUUCUUGCACUGUUACUGAAUGUUACUUUGAUGCUUAACGAUAAACGGAAGGGGGAAGUGACAACGGUUGAGUGUGUGUGAGAGUCAUGUAAGAGAUGACCUUUACUGUUUUUCUGUCACAAUGUCCUCUCGUCUCCUGCUGUAAUAAUAUGAGUGACAGUUGCAUUGAGAAGCUCAAAAGGAAAUAAAGUUGUCCGUCUUUUAA
Molecule: messenger RNA, 4449 nt
Organism: Epinephelus fuscoguttatus (brown-marbled grouper)
Lineage: Eukaryota; Metazoa; Chordata; Actinopteri; Perciformes; Serranidae
Gene: slc2a3b
Product: solute carrier family 2 member 3b
Exons: 11
Coding region: 324-1850 (508 amino acids)
Biological process (GO): monosaccharide transmembrane transport; response to insulin
Cellular component (GO): basolateral plasma membrane; apical plasma membrane
Molecular function (GO): hexose transmembrane transporter activity
Source: RefSeq, a predicted model, not a curated record